CCUGGGGAGACCCUUUGUUCUCUGUCAGGGUCUCCCUGGGAGGGACGUGGUCAGCGCAGAUGGUCGGGGCCUGGCUUCCCUGAGGACGGUCCUUUCCCAUUCUCUGUGGAUGAAUAUCCCCGGGCUGGGACAUGAGGCCGGCAGAGGUGCAGGUCGUCCUUAGGGCCACCCUCUUGCUGCUGGGACUCUGGGCGCCCCUGGCUCCAGUCCACUGUUCUCAAGGCCAUCCUUCGUGGCACUACGCAUCCUCCGAGGUGGUGAUCCCCCGGAGGGAGACGCACCACGGCAAAGGCCUUCAGUUUCCCGGCUGGCUGUCCUACAGCCUGCAUUUUGGGGGUGAAAGACACGUCCUUCACAUGCGCAGAAAACACCUUCUCUGGCCCAGCCGUCUGCUGGUGACAACUCAGGAUGACCAGGGCGCCUUGCAGAUGGAUUACCCCUACAUCCCCGCAGACUGCUACUACCUCGGCUACCUGGAGGAGGUGCCUCUGUCCAUGGUCACCGUGGACACCUGCUACGGCGGCCUCAGCGGCAUCAUGAAGCUGGACGACCUUGCCUACGAAAUCAGACCCCUGCAGGAUUCCCCCAGGUUUGAACAUGUUGUUUCUCAGAUAGUGGCCGAGCCCAACGCAACGGGGCCCACAUUCAGAGACGGUGAAAAUGAGGGGACAGACCCCCUGCUCUCCGAACCAAGUGACAGCAUGAAUCCCAGGUUAUCUAAUUUCCUGUAUAGCUCUCAUACAGGCAACAUAAAAGGUCAUAUUCAAUGUUCUAAUUCAUAUUAUAGGACAUAUAACAACAUUACAGCUUGUUCCAAAGACGUGGUCCGGAUGUUCAGUCUCGUGGACAGCAUCGCUCAGAACAUUGAUCUGCGGUACUUUAUUUACCUCUUGACCAUAUAUAAUGACCGGGACCCGGCCCCAGUGAAUGAGUAUGGAACAAACAGUGCAAUUUUUGCUUAUUACGGAACAACCUUUUUUACUCCUUUCGGUGUCCAUUCAUCCACACUACUCAUUCAAGACGGACCACACGAGUCUAACUACGCACCUCAGCAGUAUAGGAUGUGUCACCGUGAAGGCCUGAUACACAUCGGGGUGCUGAGCAGACAUUACUUACUGAUCGCCGUCAUAGUAAUGCAGUCGUUGAUGAGGAGCAUCGGGGUGCCCUAUGAUGACAUGUACUGUACGUGCCAGAGGAGGACCUCGUGCAUCAUGCAGCGAUUUCCAGGGAUGACAGACGCGUUCAGUAACUGCACCUACGCACACGCACAGAACAGUUUCACGGCUGUCGCCCAGUGCAUUUUCCAGAAACCGUCCCCCGUGUAUAAUAAAAGCAUGACCACCAUUCGCUGCGGAAACCUGAUAGUGGAAGGGAGUGAGCAGUGUGACUGUGGCUCCUUUAAGCAGUGUUACAGCAGCCAGUGCUGUGGGAGCAACUGUCGCCUCACACUGGGGAGCCUCUGUCACACAGGGGACUGCUGCACAAACUGCACCUUCUCCCCGCCGGGGACUCUCUGCAGACCUAUCCAAAACAUAUGCGACCUUCCAGAGUACUGUCGUGGGACCGCCUUGCUGUGCCCCCCAAACGUUUACAUGCAGGAUGGAACCCCGUGCACGGAAGAAGGCUACUGCUACCACGGGAACUGCACGGACCGCAGUUUGCUCUGCAAGGCGAUCUUUGGUGUCAGCGCAGAGAAUGCUCCCGACGCCUGCUAUAACAUAAACCUUGAGAGUUACCGGUUUGGACACUGUACUCGACAGUAUGAUUCUCACACUUACCAGCCUUGCGCGGGAAUCGACAAGUUUUGUGGCAGACUGCAGUGCACCGACGUCACCCAUCUGCCCCGGCUGCAGGAGCACGCGUCAUUCCAUCACUCUGUGGUAGGCCGGGCUCAGUGCUUUGGGCUGGACGAACACCGUGGGACGGGCACAACCGAUGUCGGGCGUGUGAUCGACGGCACUCCCUGCGCUGGUGGAAAGUUCUGCAAUAACAGCCGGUGCAACGCCACCAUCGCGUCCCUGCACUACGACUGCCACCCUGAGAAGUGCGGUCACAGAGGGCUUUGUAACAACAGGAGGAACUGCCACUGCCACAUCGGCUGGGACCCGCCCCGGUGCCUGGCAAGGGGCGCUGGGGGCAGUGUCGACAGCGGGCCCCCUCCGAAAAGAAUGCGUUUCAUCACACAAAGCGAACAACCUGCGAUAUAUCUGAGGGUGACCUUUGGCCGCGUUUACGCCUUCAUAAUUGCACUGCUGUUUGGGGUGGCCACAAAUGUGCGGACUAUCAGAACCGCCACCGCUAAGGAAGUGGCAGUUACGGACCCUGAAUAAGAAAAAUGCAGCCUCCCCACCUCUGUAAAGACAGAGAGAAUAUAAAAGCCAAACCCGUGAAACAGGAGCAGGAGGACGGACGGCAAAGCUCAAAUCCACAUUUCUUGAAGUCCGUGGGAGGCACUGGGGGAAACGGGAGGCGCUGGCUUCUGUCCCAGGUUCUCGUAGGUCGCUGAUGCUCACCCUAAAAUAAAUCUUCAAAAUCGCAUUGGUGCCUUUUA
Callithrix jacchus (white-tufted-ear marmoset) is the source of this 2551-nucleotide messenger RNA. Its product is annotated as disintegrin and metalloproteinase domain-containing protein 29-like. Gene Ontology annotation, biological process: male gonad development; proteolysis. The record is from RefSeq and is a predicted model, not a curated record. Gene Ontology annotation, cellular component: plasma membrane; external side of plasma membrane; sperm head plasma membrane. Gene Ontology annotation, molecular function: metalloendopeptidase activity. Lineage: Eukaryota; Metazoa; Chordata; Mammalia; Primates; Cebidae.